Didymella exigua CBS 183.55 is the source of this 1491-nucleotide messenger RNA. RefSeq lists its product as uncharacterized. The transcript has a single exon. Bases 1 to 1491 code for a protein of 496 amino acids. Gene Ontology annotation, molecular function: DNA-binding transcription factor activity. Lineage: Eukaryota; Fungi; Ascomycota; Dothideomycetes; Pleosporales; Didymellaceae. The record is from RefSeq and is a predicted model, not a curated record.
AUGUCAUUCCAACAAUUCGGAGAUCUUCUACAAAUCCCGAGCGUGGAUGCUAAGUGGUCAUCCGACUAUAAUAACUACCAUUAUGUCGAAAAGCAACACGCGACUAGUUUCAGUGUUGUUGACGACAACGCGUACUUGGACAAUCUAGAUGAUAGCAUAAUGAGCCUGCAGCCAAUGCAGCGUUUCAUGUUCGACGCAUCUCCACAGUCUUUUGGCCUACUGCACGCGAACAUUCCUUUACAUAGUCAGCACUCCAAACCAUUCACUCAGCAGUGGCCCGCAAGCGAGGUCUAUCGCAACACAUCACCGGAUCGCACCUCCAUCUCCGGAACCUCGAGCUAUACAUCUCAAAUUGAUUUUCCUUUACCACGUGCCUACCACACCACAUCCUAUGGCAAUCCUACAGAUUUUUUCCACCCCUCGCAGCCAUAUCACAACUGUGAGCAGUUCAGCGACGUCACAUACACGUCAGGUUCCAGCAUUAAUCCGAAGGAGGUCGAGUACACCCACCAAGAGCCCGAACCUACGAUUGAAGAAGCCGACAUAGACAUCAAGCAGGAGGCUACCGUCGAACCAGAAGAGGGCUCGAUAAAGUGUGAGAUCGCCCCCGACACUAGUUACAGGGAGUACACAGACUCUGGUAUUGGUAAUUCAGUUCGAGAUGCAGAGUCAGUUCAGCCAGUCGGUUUCAAGAAUGAGUCAGAUACAGACUCGGAAUACAGCCCCACCAGUCGAGGCGGCAAGAGAAGAAAGUCUGCACAGCAUGUUACUCGGGGAACCAGACGACGCAGCGGCGCUUGCAAAGACUCGGCAGUGGGCAGCCCAACCCAGAACAAAACCGGCCGAAAGCCACGAGCUGCUUCCAACGUCAACGUACGAAGCUGUCAGGAUGACCGUCGCUCCUUUCCCUGCCCUCUCGCAGCUUACAGCUGCUCAUCAAAAUUCUCUUCCAAGAACGAAUGGAAGCGUCACGUCAGCACCCAGCACAUCAAGCUGGGCUUUUGGCGCUGCGAUCUCUGCGCGCCAACCACCGACCCCAACGAUGCCUCUGUGCUUUACUACAACGACUUCAACCGCAAGGACCUCUUCACUCAACAUCUCCGCCGCAUGCACACCGAACAGGGCUCUGGUGCUCGCCACAUGAAAGAGCGCCUGGUGAAUGAGGAUGAAAUCCAAGAGUACCAGACGCGCUGUUACUUGCAGCUUCGCUGUGCUCCUCAGCAAUCCAUCUGUCCAGUCAAUGGCUGCGACCAUGCGUUCUUUGGCCCAACGAGUUGGGAAGAGCGCAUGGAGCACGUUGGACACCACAUGGAGAAGGAUAAGAAGAACGGCGCAGACAUUUUUGAUGUCGCGAGCUGGAAAGCUGAUAUUGCUCUCGAGAAGUACCUCAUGAACGAAGACUUGAUAGUUUGGGAGCAAGACACAUGGAAGAUUGGCGGCGGAAAGCCGCGAAGGACGGACAGCGAGUCCAGUGACGACGAGUACAACUAG